AUGGAUUUUUUAAAGGAACAAUAUAACACUUUUAUGUUAGAUCUUAAAAAGACAUUUAGAAAUACGAGAGAUGGAAUUUCACAUGUAUUAAAUGUCAUAUGUUUAUUAUUAAAUGCAUUGAUGAUUUGGAAACUUUUAGUUAUAUUUACAGGUUGUGAAUCACCAGUAGUUGUAGUAUUGAGUGGAAGUAUGGAACCUGGUUAUUAUAGAGGGGAUACAUUGUCUUUAUAUUAUCCAAAUAAAAUACAUGCUGGAGAUGUUGUAGUUUAUCAGAUAAAUGGAAGAGAUAUACCAAUUGUUCACAGAAUAUUAAAUAUGCAUGUAUCAAAAGAUGAUAAAUUUCAUAUAUUAUCAAAAGGAGAUAAUAAUAAUAUUGAUGAUAGAGGUUUAUAUGAACCUAAUCAAUAUUGGCUUGAAAAUGAACAUGUACUUGGUCUUUCAGUAGGUUAUACUCCAUAUAUUGGUAUUUUAACUAUAUGGAUAAAUGAAUAUCCUUCUGUAAAAUGGUUUAUUGUUUCUGUUAUGCUUCUAAUGAUACUACUAGGAUAUGAAUAA
This is a messenger RNA of Plasmodium gallinaceum, 555 nucleotides long. It is a transcript of the gene SP21, whose product is annotated as signal peptidase 21 kDa subunit putative. Lineage: Eukaryota; Apicomplexa; Aconoidasida; Haemosporida; Plasmodiidae. Gene Ontology annotation, molecular function: serine-type endopeptidase activity. Bases 1 to 555 code for a protein of 184 amino acids. Gene Ontology annotation, cellular component: membrane; signal peptidase complex. The record is from RefSeq and is a predicted model, not a curated record. The transcript is spliced from 2 exons.